Messenger RNA from Anoplopoma fimbria (sablefish), 693 nucleotides. RefSeq names its product sodium/hydrogen exchanger 9B2-like. Bases 1 to 693 code for a protein of 230 amino acids. The transcript has 8 exons. NCBI's taxonomy places the organism in Eukaryota, Metazoa, Chordata, Actinopteri, Perciformes, Anoplopomatidae. Gene Ontology annotation, biological process: proton transmembrane transport. Gene Ontology annotation, molecular function: antiporter activity. Gene Ontology annotation, cellular component: membrane. The record is from RefSeq and is a predicted model, not a curated record.
AUGGCGGUGUCUCCGUCUCCUCGGACCGACGGAAUCCCCACCCUCCUGAUGGCUGCUGGGAGUUUUGAUGACAUUCUGGCCAUAACAGGGUUCUCCACCUGCCUUGGAAUCGCCUUCUCCACAGGUUCUACGUGGAUGAACAUACUGAAGGGUCUUCUGGAGGUGGUGGGAGGGGUCAUAGCCGGGCUGAUCCUGGGUCUGCUCCUGUGCUGCUUCCCCAGUAAAGACCAGGAGGACCUGGUGUUGAGGAGAACCCUCAUGUUGUUGGGUCUGUCCAUAUUCUCGGUCUUCUUCAGUCACGUUAUUGGUUUUGCCGGAGCGGGUGGUCUCUGCACGCUGGUUCUGGCCUUCCUGGCUGCUCUGGGCUGGAAGACCGACAAGGCCCCGGUGGCCGCCAUGGUGGGGCGCUCAUGGGACGUGUUCCAGCCGCUCCUCUUUGGACUGAUUGGAGCAGAGAUCACCAUAGCAACCCUCAGCCCCAGCACCGUGGGUCUUGGUCUGGCCUGUAUCGGCACCGGUCUGGUGAUCCGGCUGCUCGUCACCUUCCUGCUGGUUCAUUACGGAGGAUUCAACCUGAAGGAGAAAUUCUUCAUCGCUGUGGCCUGGCUGCCCAAAGCCACCGUACAGGCGGCUAUCGGCUCCAAGGCUUUCAACCUGUUUCUACUCAAUAUGACUCCACUUUCUGUGGCCUGA